AUGGAUCCUCAGCAGCUGGCGAGAUUUGCGGUGCCGAUGGUUGUGAUCCUGGUGGCUUUUCUUUCAUACUCAUCUCAAUACCUUUUCUAUCGCCUUGAGCCUGGUCCGCUUUCUCCCUGGGACAAGAACGUUUUCAACCUGUUGGUGGUUUGCAUAUGGAUAUGUUACGCUCGUGCCUGCACGACCAAUCCCGGCCGGGUGCCAGCAGGCUGGAAACCUGACGAGGAUGAAGAAAUCGAAUCAGUCUCACAUGGAGACAGGGUCGCCUCAAGGCAUAGGUAUUGCCGCAAAUGCGAAGCCGUCAAACCUCCAAGGUCACAUCAUUGCAGAGUGUGCAAGAGAUGCAUUCCAAAGAUGGACCACCAUUGCCCUUGGACUGUCAACUGUGUAUCUCACUUCACCUUUCCUCAUUUCAUGCGGUUUCUGUGGUAUGCAGUCUCUGCCAUGGGAUAUCUCGAAUACUUUCUGUUCGUACGAGCUGGGGUCGUCUGGGAGAACCGCAAUUUGCCCAGUUAUCUAGGUCCUUCUGCCUCCCAGCUCGCCCAUCUUCUCAUUUUGAUCAUUGUUAACACUCUGACUCUCUUCCUCGUUUCAAUCACCUUCUUCCGCUCCAUUUGGGGUCUUGGGGCUAAUGUCACCACUAUCGAGAGCUGGGAAAUCGAACGCCACGAGCAGCUGCUCCGGCGAGCUCGCGUUCUCGGAGGGUAUUUGGACGGUCCAGAUGGCAUUCGAGUCAAGAUCGUAAAGCAAGAAUUCCCCUACGACAUAGGAAUUUGGAGCAAUAUUGUUCAAGGGAUGGGGACAGCAAACGUCCUUGCCUGGUUCUGGCCAUUCUCCGCAACUCCAACAACGAGUGGACUGGUCUUCGAAACCAACGGCUUCGAGGACCCAGGCACAACUUGGCCGCCACCAGAUCCUGAUCGGAUGCCCCGACUUGAUCGGCCACUUGAGUCCGCGCACGAUGCAUUUGUUCAUGACCACAGCAAUCUCUCGCCAAAUGAUGAGAUGGAGGCAUUCAGACAGCGUCAGCAGGCUGAUUUUGAACGACGUCCGGAUUACUAUGGGGUUCAACGACGGAGACCUUUCCACGACCGUUUCGAAACGACGAAUCUCGUGCCAGUCGAAAACGACUAUAUCAAUCGGGACGAAGACGAUUCUCUCAGCGGAGAGGAAGGUUGGCAGGAUUCUGGAGGGAACCGACUGAAGGACUACGGUGUCGACGAAGAUGUCGAGUUCUAUGAUGAGGACAGUAUCCCAAUUGCAGAACUGUUGACCCGGCGGAGAGAAGGGCGGCAGGGCCAGACCUGA
This is a messenger RNA of Cladophialophora immunda, 1308 nucleotides long. RefSeq lists its product as uncharacterized. Gene Ontology annotation, cellular component: Golgi apparatus; endoplasmic reticulum membrane; endoplasmic reticulum. The record is from RefSeq and is a predicted model, not a curated record. NCBI's taxonomy places the organism in Eukaryota, Fungi, Ascomycota, Eurotiomycetes, Chaetothyriales, Herpotrichiellaceae. Gene Ontology annotation, biological process: protein targeting to membrane; peptidyl-L-cysteine S-palmitoylation. The transcript is spliced from 3 exons. Gene Ontology annotation, molecular function: protein-cysteine S-palmitoyltransferase activity. Bases 1 to 1308 code for a protein of 435 amino acids.